AUGUCCGGGCCAGCAGCAAUUUCGGCACAAAAUAGGCAAAACAAUGGACUUAUGGGUACAACAAACGGAAAAACGAGGACAAUCCAUAGCGAAAAUGUGAGUAAUGGCGAUACGAGCAACUCGAAUGGAGGCAUUGUUAAGAAUGUGAGCAAUGCAACCGGAAGAAUAGUCACAGCACCACUGGGCAUGGUUUCUAUCCAAGAUCUGGAGACAGGAAAAGUGGAUCUGGAUGCGGUUUUGGCAGAAGUGAAGAGUUUACGCAAGAAGAUAUCACAAUUGAGAUACGAGAUGUGCCAAUACUUUAUUACACUAUCAUCGAUUGAUGAUAAUACGAUCCCAUCAGUUGUUUACAACCAGGUGGCAGCACAGGUGAACACACUCCAAAAGAGCUGCAAUGCCUACUUGGAGAGAUACAAGAACCUUCUUCCAAUUAUCAGGUAUGCAAAGUUGAAAAGAGGGAUGGGUCCGAAUGAGGAAAUGAAGGUGGUGAAGCAUGAGGUGCCGGUGAAUACAGCAAAGGCAGCAAAGGCAGCAUCCAGUGGAAAAGGCGGGAAACAGACAGGAACAACGAAAAAGGGCCGGGGUCGUAAGAGAAAGAAGAAUGAUAAAUGA
This is a messenger RNA of Brettanomyces bruxellensis, 612 nucleotides long. RefSeq lists its product as uncharacterized. NCBI's taxonomy places the organism in Eukaryota, Fungi, Ascomycota, Pichiomycetes, Pichiales, Pichiaceae. The transcript has a single exon. Bases 1 to 612 code for a protein of 203 amino acids. The record is from RefSeq and is a predicted model, not a curated record.